Messenger RNA from Bactrocera latifrons, 437 nucleotides. It is a transcript of the gene Ccdc56, whose product is annotated as cytochrome c oxidase assembly factor 3, mitochondrial. NCBI's taxonomy places the organism in Eukaryota, Metazoa, Arthropoda, Insecta, Diptera, Tephritidae. The transcript has a single exon. Gene Ontology annotation, biological process: mitochondrial respiratory chain complex IV assembly. Gene Ontology annotation, cellular component: mitochondrial inner membrane. The coding region runs from base 155 to 427 and encodes 90 amino acids. The record is from RefSeq and is a predicted model, not a curated record.
UUCCGCACAAAUGUGCCAAAAACAGCCGUUCAGUUGUGAAAAUAAAAUGCGAUAGACUAGAAGGAAUAAUUUUCAACCACUGAAAGUAAUUUCACAAAUAAUUUAUAGCAAAACUAAGAACGACAAAAUAAUCGUAACGUAUAGAAAAAAUAAUAUGUCAGCCGCUCCUGAUGGUAAAGUACCCAAUAUCAAAUUCGAUGGUAAUGCACCGAAGUUGGAUAAAGCGCAACUAGAGUUUAUGAAAAUCAUAGAACAACAAAAUUUGGUGCGUGUGGAAAAGUUGCAACGCAUACGUAGAAAUAACCUGAUUACUGCCGGCAUCUUGGGCGCAUCCGUGCUGGGAAUAUAUGCCUACUCAAUGCUAUCAGUGCAACAAGAAGAUUUCUUAGAUGAUUUUGAGGAACCGAAAAAAGUUUCAAAACAAUAAAAACUGUUAC